AAAACGAGUGAAAUUAAUCGAUUAAAGCGUCGCCGACUGCGAGUCAAACUACCUCCGGCAGGAAUAUGGAUGACGACGUGCUGACGACGCUGAAACUGUUGAUAAUUGGCGAAAGCGGAGUCGGGAAGUCGAGUCUCCUCCUGAGGUUCACAGAUGAUACUUUUGACCCAGAGCAGUCAGCGACAAUAGGUGUGGAUUUCAAAGUAAAGACACUCGCAAUAGAUGGAAACAAAGCCAAACUCGCCAUCUGGGACACAGCCGGACAGGAAAGAUUUCGCACCCUGACACCCAGCUACUACCGCGGUGCACAGGGAGUCAUUCUGGUGUAUGACGUGACAAAGCGCGACACUUUUACGAAGCUUGAAAACUGGCUGAAUGAGCUGGAAACCUACACAACACGCAACGACAUUGUGAAAAUGCUCGUUGGGAACAAAAUUGAUCGGGAUGACCAUGAAGUGGACAGAAACGAGGGGCUGAAGUUUGCGAGGAAACACUCCAUGCUUUUUAUUGAGGCCAGUGCAAAGACCAAAGACGGCGUCCAGUGUGCCUUUGAGGAGCUCGUGGAGAAGAUCCUGCAGACUCCGGGGCUCUGGGAGAGCGAAAACCAGGGUCAGAGUGUCCGUCUGGGGGCGCAGGAGCAGGGCAGCGGCAGGGCGUGUGGCGGAUACUGUUCCAUACCCUGAAACCGGACAGACGGGAACCUGAUAGGAGCGACUACGGACCAGAAACAGUGAGAGAGAGAGAGAGAGGUGGAGCUGGAUGAGUACUUUUUUAAAAAAAGGUAAAUGUUGGAGUAGUACUGCGGGUCGAAAGGACUUUGCUGUUUGCACACUUCCUUUCCAACCAUCAUCUGUCACUACUUUCUGUUAAAAACAUAAAUGGAAGGAUCAUGCAAAAAUAGCCUCUUGCCUAAGGAAGUAUAGUGUUUUUAAUUGACAGAACCGCGCCAAGUGUACGCUGCGUCAUACGCGUACGUCUGGUUUCAAUUUCUCUUAUUGGCAGCAGUGAUUCUGUUGUACAUUAAGACAUCAGGUGAAUAGCGUAGUGCCUAU
Molecule: messenger RNA, 1052 nt
Organism: Plectropomus leopardus (leopard coralgrouper)
Lineage: Eukaryota; Metazoa; Chordata; Actinopteri; Perciformes; Serranidae
Product: ras-related protein Rab-18-B
Molecular function (GO): GTPase activity; GTP binding
Source: RefSeq, a predicted model, not a curated record